CUCCUGCGCAACUGGCUGCGCUACUCUCCCCGUCGCAAUUGAACUCUUUCUUUCGCCGCGAUAUUCUUGGAAUUAUGCACAAAGACAGUGCAAGACAGCGCCUGUGAGCGAGUGCGAAAGGGAAGGAAUGCGCGACCGAGCACAGGCACGAGCGGCGCUCUGCUUUCGGUCGCGUCGCGUUCAGAGCCAGCUGCAGCAGCAACAGCAGCAACAGCAGCGGCCGCGGCAGCAAAAUAAAUCGUCCGUCCAUUUGAGCUUCAAUCAUACACGGGGAGGUCCAACAAAUUGGGCGGCCAACGAACGAGAACUUUGUGUGCCGUUUCUUGCGCUAGAUUCUGAGCAAAUUAACUGUGUUUUUUGUGUGUCGUGUCGUGAUUGAUUCCUUUGAGGUCAAAGUGCUUUACAAUACGCGCAAUCCGUGGCAGAUAGCAAGGCGGAGGCGGCUGCCUCAAAAAAUUGUAGAAACACUCAAGUGCUGCGUAGAUGAUCGUUUUGUGACGCCAAACGGGAACAUACAGACAACAUUGUCGACGCUUUGUGUUUGCAAGGAAAAUUGUAUGCAUUAAACGAACUUUAAACUAUGAAAAUAGCAGAUUAGUGCCGCGAAUAGAAAACUGUAACAGUUACAGCAGCUGGGAAGUAGCAAAAAGCGCGACAUGCUGCUGGAAAGGUCAUACAGAGACCCGGAAAACAUGCUGCCACAGACUCAGGUGGCAAUCAAACGGAAGCCCGAACUGGAACAGGAGCUGCAACCCAAGCAGCACAAGAGAUUCUUCGAUCCGCGCACAACCAACAAUUAUAACUAUAGACAACUGGCCAAAAUGUAUUCGAAUCCCAAUACACAACACAAUUUGGUAGAGAACAGACCCCCCAUAAGUGUAGCAACGACACCCCCAACGACAUUGCCCAACACUGGCAUUGAUGGAAACAAUACAAACCCAACAACAACAACAACAGCAGCAGCAUGUGAGUAAAAUAGAUUUAUUAUGAGCUAGACAAGAGAUUGUACAUACUUACCAUCCCCCAAGUAAGUGCCACGCCUCACUUUUCAUUCAAAACAAAUCGAAAUACAAAUGUUUUGAAGCCAAAACAAAAACCAAAAGAAAAAGCUAAAAUAUGUGCCAUAACUUACAAAGAAGUUGGAGCAAAAAAAAAAAAAAAAAAGAAGUAAACAAACCAGAAAAACACUUAAAAAAUUCAUUCCGAAACUGCGCAUUUGUUGAAGAGAACCCAAAGACGGGAAUUUAGACAUACAUAGGCAUGUACAUAUGUUUUUUAUGAUAUUUAUAUACAACUUGUAGCGUUUCGUAAACAAUUAGCGAGAAAUGCAAUGUACUAUAUAAAUUUCAAAUCGCGCAUAAAUUCAAUCGGAUAUCUGGGCGGACAGUGACUAUGGCCAAAGUGUGGGUGCAUAACCCAUCGCAAGUAAACAAACAAAAACAAGCCGAAAUCCAGAAGCAGGCGGAGAGAGAGAGUGAGAGAUUGGUGUCCAUAAGGCGUGGAGGGAUCAGGUUCAAUGGCCAAAACACACACGGCAGCAACAACAAGGCGACAGACAACAGCCAAAAAGUCACCCAGCCAGAUGGGUUGUUGGCCAAAUUGAAUUGAAAUGGAAACAAGUUCAAUGUUGGGUGGAGGGAUGGAUGGAUGGAUGGAGCAGCAGCACCAGCACCAGCUUUGGGCAUGGUUUAUGAGGGAGGUUCCAUCAACGCUUCGGGGGUUGCAGCAACGAGUCAACCAAGUCAUUAACAUUCUCUGGACAACAAGUAAUUCGUUGAACCUGAAAAGACACAGACACAGACACAGCCAGAGACGGAUAGAGAGUAGAUGGAGAGAUACACAGAUACCAGACCAGACAACAGUUCUUGCCUCGUAUUGUGGCGACAGUGGCUGGCAUUUCCCUUGCUUUUGUCGUUGCCUUUCUUUCCUGUUGAAAUACUUGAGUGAUUAUUGGGCAAGGACACGUGUCGCGCCUUGUUCUUGUUCUUGGAAUGAGGACAUCCAUAAGUAUAUCUGAGAGUUCAUUGCUCGAUAGGGGACUUUUUGAGGUCGCUCCAUCUAUGUACAUAUAUGGAGAUAAA
Messenger RNA from Drosophila guanche, 2081 nucleotides. RefSeq lists its product as uncharacterized. Lineage: Eukaryota; Metazoa; Arthropoda; Insecta; Diptera; Drosophilidae. The coding region runs from base 657 to 974 and encodes 105 amino acids. The record is from RefSeq and is a predicted model, not a curated record. The transcript is spliced from 2 exons.